AUACAUUCGGUUCUAUUAUUGAUAUAGAUUAUAGUGUACGUUUCUCCAGGUGAGGGAAAAAACAGGAGGAUCUGAUGUACUUACUGGUGGAUCUUAAUUAUACACAAGAUCAUGAUGGCUCUUGAAAACAAGGAAACUACGCAAGACUGUGAGGCAGUCUUAAAAUGUCUCCAGACGAAGGGGUUCCCAUACAAUAUGCCAUGUACUGGGAACUCAAUUGAAGGCCCCCCAGAGCUUAAAGAUGAAAUCGGUACUCGCCCAGGUGGGGACAUAAUAGAACCAGUUUUCUCAUUGAAUGGAGAGUUUAUGGAACUUCCGAAUGAGUUUUACCACAAACCUACUUUCCCACAUGAGUAUGGCUCAUGGUCGACCUUUUAUCCUGACACUCAUAAGUUGCAGCCGUACCCGUUGAAUGUUUUCGGGAGCCAACUGUACCAUUUUCCUGUAGAUAACCGAUUUCAUUAUGCUCCAUUCAAUGUGAUCACUCAUGGAUACCCUUACGAGUUCCAGUUUCAAGAUUUUCAAUACUUUGUGGUCAUAGACUUUGAGGCUACAUGUGACAAGGAAAGAAAUCCCCAUCCACAGGAGAUUAUCGAGUUUCCAUCCGUCAUCGUGAGUAGUGUUACCGGCCAGUUGGAAGCAUGUUUUCAGACUUAUGUACGACCAACUUGCAACCAGCACUUGAGUGAUUUCUGCAAGGAUCUCACUGGUAUCCAGCAAAUUCAGGUAGAUAGAGGUGUUACUCUGAGUGAGGCUCUCCUUAGGCACGAUAAAUGGCUGGAGAAGAAGGGAAUAAAAAACACUAACUUUGCUGUGGUGACAUGGUCGAAUUGGGAUUGUCGGGUAAUGCUGGAAUCUGAGUGCCGAUUCAAGAAGAUCCGGAAGCCUCCCUACUUCAACCGGUGGAUCAACUUGAAAGUACCUUUCUGUGAGGUUUUCGGAGGUGUUAGGUGUAAUCUGAAAAAGGCAGUCGAGAUGGCUGGCCUGGCAUGGCAAGGUCGUGCCCAUUGCGGCCUUGAUGAUGCCAAAAACACAGCUCGCUUACUUGCCCUUUUGAUGCACAAGGGUUUUAGAUUUGCCAUCACAAACUCAUUGAUGUGGCAGGCUACUGAUGGUUCAUUGACAUGGAACUCGGUCCCCGUGAACAUAGCCUUCUCUCCGAAUCAACCACAUAAGCCUGUGGAUCAGCAGAUGCCCCUAUUCCAUUACCACCCCUACUGUUUCUGUGGGGUGAAGAGUAGCAAAGGAAUGGUUUGGAAACCUGGACCGAAGCAAGGGAAUGUGUUCUUCGGCUGCGGGAACUGGACUGUCACUCGAAGUGUCCACUGCCACUACUUCGAGUGGGCUUCUCCAUGACAUGAAUCUGCAAAGGCUUGUCCAUCUUUCACGAUGGCAUUCUGAACCCUUCUGAGUCCUGUAAA
Messenger RNA from Hibiscus syriacus, 1421 nucleotides. Its product is annotated as 3'-5' exoribonuclease 1-like. The transcript is spliced from 4 exons. Bases 112 to 1356 code for a protein of 414 amino acids. The record is from RefSeq and is a predicted model, not a curated record. Gene Ontology annotation, biological process: exonucleolytic trimming to generate mature 3'-end of 5.8S rRNA from tricistronic rRNA transcript (SSU-rRNA, 5.8S rRNA, LSU-rRNA). Gene Ontology annotation, molecular function: zinc ion binding; nucleic acid binding; 3'-5'-RNA exonuclease activity. NCBI's taxonomy places the organism in Eukaryota, Viridiplantae, Streptophyta, Magnoliopsida, Malvales, Malvaceae.